AUGGCCGCUCCGACAGACCUCAAGAUUCUAGUUGCCGAAGACAACACAGUAAGCGCGACAACCUCCAUUCUCCCUCACGUUCCUGUCCUCCGCUUCCUUCUCUAUUCGCCUUUCUCUUUCUUCCCCGUCCCGUCCCCUCUCCGUUUCACCCGCGUAUUCCCCGCCUUCCGUUCACCCAAGACGAUGCGACUACUCACCCUCGACUGCAUUCCACCCGUACCCCUCCCGUACCCCUACCCCUCACCGGCACCUACCCUCCCCCCUCUCUCCCCUUCCCCUCUCUCCCUCGCGCUCCAGGUGAACGUGAUGGCGCUCAUCUCUAUGCUCAAGCGCAUGGGACUCAUCCCCAGGAGGCCUUCCGUCAACGUGAUGGUCAACGUGAUGGUGCUCAUGUCCAUGCUCAAGCGCAUGGGGCUUAAAGCCACGGUCGCCAAGAACGGCGUCGAGGCCGUGGAGGCGGUGCAGAAGGUGAAAUUCGAUAUUAUCCUCUCCGAUAUAUGCAUGCCGCUCAUGGACGGUCUCACGGCCACGCAGCUGAUUCGCCAGUACGAGCGCACGGGGAAAUUCCCCGCGGAAGAAAUCGCCAAGGCGAAAGCGUCGGGGGCGCCUGCGGGGGACGAGAAGGCGGGGCUGGCGGAGUGGACAGGCGGGGAGGCGAGGGAAGGGGAUGGGGACGGCGGGGAUUUCCGCCCGCGCACGCCGGUGGUGGCUGUGAGCGCGAAUGCGCUGCAGGCGGAUCAAGACCGGUGCAAAGCGGCGGGGAUGGAUGCUUUCAUGUCAAAACCUGUGAAUUUCCAGAAGCUGAAGGAUACUAUGGGGCAGUUUGUGGACCUUAGUAAUAUUGCUGCCCCUGCCGCUCCGGUCAGACCCCCUCCGAAACCGGUUGUGGAAUCAAGUAGUGAAGAGGAAGAGGAGGAGGAGGAAGAGGAGGAAGAAGGGGAGGAGGAAGAGGAGAAGGGGAGAGGUGGGAGAAAAGGGAGGGAAGAGGAGGAGGAGGAGGGGGAGGAGGAGGAUGAGGAGGAGGGGAAGGGUGUAAGAGGAGGUGUGGGGAAGGCGGGACCGCAGAAUGGCAGAACGGCGGGUGGGAAAGGAGUGGCGGAUGGAAAGAAGGAGGAGAGUGGAGAAGAAAGUCAGGGGGAGGAGGGAGAGGAGGAGGAGGAGGGGGGAGAGGAUGAGGGGAAGGCUGGGGCGGGAGCGGAACAGAAACCUGAGAUGGCAGGGAGGGGUAAGGUUGGCGCAGCAGCAAUGGCGAACGGACGGCUGGCAGGGCGCGGAGAGGAGGACGAAGAGGAGGAAGGGGACGAGGAGGGGGAGGAUGAGAGGGAGGAGGAGAGGGGAGGGUAUAGGGGAGAGGGGAGGGGAAGGGAUAUGGGAGAGGAAGGGUCUGAAGGCAGUUUGAGUGACGAGAGGGAGGAGGGGAACCGAUCGGGACGGAGAGAUGAGAGAGAGGAGGAGGAGGAGGAGGAGGAGGAGUUUGAAGAAGACGAGGAAGAGGAAGAGGCAGAACGAGAGCCGUCAAGGCAACCUGUUGCUGCUCUCUCCUCCUCCUCCUCUGCUUCUUCUGGCUCGUCUGUUGCCAACGCUAUUGCUGCUGCCAAGGCUGCCGCUGCUGCUAGAGCCGCUGCAGUGGCUAAGGCAGAAGCGGCGGCGGCAGCAGCAGCAGAGAAAGACGAGGCGAUGGCGAGAAGCAAGGCUGCUGCUGCGGAGCAGUCUGCGAGUAGCAGCAGCACUGGCAGCAGAGCGAGCUCAGGGCAGGCAGCUGGCGGAGGAGGAGGUGGAGGGGGAGGAGGAGGAGGGAGCGUGGCGAGUGGGAGAAGCAGCAGCAUGAGCAGCACGGGCAGGACUGGGAGCGGGCGCGCUACAGAUCCCGCCGAGUUGCUAUCCACUGCCACGUCAGCCGGGCCCGCUGCUGCUGCUUAUUCCCCUGAAGCGUCAGCUGCUUUGGCGGCUCCUGUGAAACGAUCGUCCAGUAAGAACUCCCUGGUGUCAUCUUCCCGAGCCAAUGGGGACGUGACAGGUGGCAGCAGGGUGUCGUCUCCAGCUCUCCCUCCGGGAGUGGUGGACGUGCGAGAGCUGAUGAGAUGCGAGGAGAGGGAGAGAGCAGCAGCAGCAGUGGCGUUGGAGAAAGAGCAUAGCAGCAACAGCAGCAGCAGCAAGCCGAGUCGUAUGCUGCGAUCGAAAUCAAGAGACGGGCUGGCGGUGGCAGCAGAUAAGCACUUCCCCUCACCGGAGGACCCAUACUGCACCGGCAACGGCCGGGAGGUUUCUCCGCUGGGCGGCAGGCACAUGCCGCAGCACUCUCCCCAGGGGCUGGGGUCGCAGUCUGCGCAUUUGAGCCGGCCGGUGGCGCGUGUGCUAGGGCAUGAGCAUGGCGGGGGUGUGAGUCCGGAUAAGAGCGGCAUGUGGGCACAGAGAGAGGCGCUGGUUGCGGCUCAGAUGGAGCUGCAGCAGAGAGCUCAGCAGAGGCGGUCACGGGCUGCUGCUCCCUCGAUCAUCUUCCCGGAUCUAGACCCGUUCACGUCCCACUGCAAGAACCCGUACCAGUAG
Molecule: messenger RNA, 2547 nt
Organism: Closterium sp. Naga37s-1
Lineage: Eukaryota; Viridiplantae; Streptophyta; Zygnematophyceae; Desmidiales; Closteriaceae
Source: the annotation of a GenBank genome assembly